AUAUAUAUAGCUAGGGUUUCAACACUCUUCUCUCCUCCGUGGCGGCGUUUUUUGCAGGCGUAGGAGAAAGAGCUCCAAAGCCGCGGCGGAAGCGCCUCCCUCUGGUUAAGGAACUAUGGUCAAACAUAACAAUGUUGUGCCGAAUGGGCACUUUAGGAAGCACUGGCAAAAUUAUGUAAGGACUUGGUUCAACCAGCCUGCCCGCAAGACCAGGAGACGCAUGGCUAGACAGAAGAAGGCUGUGAAGAUUUUCCCUCGUCCUACUGCUGGACCUCUCCGUCCGAUUGUCCAAUGUCAAACUCUCAAGUACAACAUGAAAUCUAGAGCGGGCAGAGGUUUUACGCUUGAGGAGCUUAAGGCAGCGGGCAUCCCAAAGAAGCUUGCGCCCACCAUUGGCAUUGCAGUAGACCACCGCAGGAAGAACCGCUCCCUCGAAGGGCUCCAAGCAAACAUUCAGAGGCUCAAAACUUACAAGGCCAAGUUAGUUAUCUUCCCGAGGCGUGCCCGCAAGUUCAAGGCUGGUGAUUCUGCUCCUGAGGAGCUUGCAACUGCCACUCAGGUACAGGGACAAUACAUGCCUAUUGUUCAUGAUAAACCAUCUGUGGAGCUCGUGAAGGUCACAGAUGAGAUGAAAUCCUUCAAGGCUUACGCCAAGCUCCGUGUUGAGAGGAUGAACCAGCGCCAGGUUGGAGUCAGGUUGAAGAAGGCUGCUGAGGCAGAAAAGGAGGAGAAGAAAUAAUGAAACGAAGCUCGCACUUUUAUUCAUGCUGCUAUGUCUCUUUGUAGUUGACUGUUGGUUUGUUUGGGUUUUUUUUGUCGAACUUAGGAGUACAUCUACAGUAUUCUUAAAUCUUUGCCAUAACUUGUAAGAAUUUUGCCCUUGUUCUGCUGAUUUCAAUUAUUUGCCAUCUUGAGGUUACUAUGACCUGAAGCUAUUGGACAUUCUCGGGCGAGGAAUUGUGAUGCUUGUCAUCUUGUUUGGUUUAUUUUCUCGGUAAUGAGAAGCAACCCAAAUGCUGUGGUUAAUUGCCGUAGUA
Molecule: messenger RNA, 1037 nt
Organism: Ananas comosus (pineapple)
Lineage: Eukaryota; Viridiplantae; Streptophyta; Magnoliopsida; Poales; Bromeliaceae
Product: 60S ribosomal protein L13-1-like
Exons: 5
Coding region: 116-739 (207 amino acids)
Biological process (GO): translation
Cellular component (GO): ribosome; cytosolic large ribosomal subunit
Molecular function (GO): RNA binding; structural constituent of ribosome
Source: RefSeq, a predicted model, not a curated record